Molecule: messenger RNA, 234 nt
Organism: Protopolystoma xenopodis
Lineage: Eukaryota; Metazoa; Platyhelminthes; Monogenea; Polystomatidea; Polystomatidae
Source: the annotation of a GenBank genome assembly
GAUGGCUAUAUUCCAGAGGCUUGGCUGCCGCUCAAAUGGUGUCUUGAUGUGCUCAGGAAAGCCCAGAAGAUGAACUAUCUUAUGGAUGGGCACAGCUUUAUGGAACUCGUCAGAGUUAUCAACGAAUUCCGCGGUUCUUUGGGGGCCAUCUCGACAGAAAAUCGGUUUAAUAUUCCCCUCGUCUACACUCAGGUAUGCAAUAGCGAAAUACUAGUUUUUUACCAAAUGCAGUAG